Molecule: messenger RNA, 1097 nt
Organism: Hypoxylon fragiforme
Lineage: Eukaryota; Fungi; Ascomycota; Sordariomycetes; Xylariales; Hypoxylaceae
Exons: 3
Coding region: 95-658 (187 amino acids)
Source: RefSeq, a predicted model, not a curated record
UGGCUGCGAGACAGCAUCUCCUCCCUAUCUACAGCCUACCUAGCUACCUACCUAGGUAGGUAUCUCGAACGUCAGCCCAAGAGUCAAGUUCCUGAUGAGAGACACAAGAUUAGGUAGCCGUAGAACCUUGACAGAGCCAUGUUUCUGUUAUAUCAUCAUCAUCAUUUUUUUUUUUUUUUUUUUUUUUUGCUUUUCCUUUUUUUGCGAGGGCAAGCCACGAGCUUCCCACGUUCUGGAACUUGAAGAAAAACUAGCGAUCGCCUAUGCCGCCACUUUGAUUGGGGGGGGGGGGCUGGCUUGCUGCCAAUACCAAUUCCUACGUCAACUUCACGUUAUGGUUUCUCAACGUGGCUACUACAACGCCCUGCUGCAGGAUCACGCUGCUUCGCUUUGCUUUCAAGGUUAUAACGACACACCACCCUUCGUCUUCUUCUUCUUCUUCUUCUUCUCUUUGGGGCAUACAGUGCAUAGGCCCAAGUUUGAUGUGGCUUGCCGUCAGCAAUGGGCGAGAAAUUCUCCACGCUUCCUCUCAUUGGCCUCCCCGCACCGACGCAGCGGUUCUCAUUUCCCAUCACACUUACGGCUGCAGGUUUGGUUUUUUUCUUUACCUAAGCUUGGGAAGGGAAAUAGGGUCGUUGGCAUUUCACUGACCUUUUAGGUACAUACAUAGCCGCUUGGGAACCGCUGUCCCGCUCUCAGCUCAGCUUAAACAAUGCAUGCAAACCCUGGCCAGCAGCGUCGAGACUCUGGCAUGAAGGCCUUUGUUAGGGUAUCCGCCUGUCCCACGGGGGGUUUUUAGCUAUACCUAGUAGCACACGGGAGGAAGAUAUAUUCCUUGCUUGCACCAACUCCUCCCAAUCCGCCGGAUGGGAGUCAUCUCCGAGCAAAGGGUUCAGCAGCAGAAGGGUCGCGGUAGCGCUGCAGUACACAUGUAGGCAGAACGACGUGUGACGGGAACUACGGGUUACCUGUGUCGAGCCGCCGAAAUUGUCCGUAGUCGGGUCCUCUCCUAGUUCUAGGUGAGAGAACGCACGGGACUGCGAUACCGAAAGGGGGGUUUAUCUGGGGGGAAAACUUCUUCUGAGGUUUCACCCAAC